AUGGGCGGCAGUGCUUUUGCCCAGGACGGGCUCUACACACCGCGGAUGCCCGAAGCUGUCUACCGGAGUAUGCUUGAGCAAGUUGAGUCUAGAUACAAAAAGUACUUCAGACAUGUUGCACAUCCAAUCGAGGCCCCAGGAAAAUCCACCUAUGGUGACAUCGACGUUCUCAUUGCCGAACCUGUCGAUCCGACUCGCACGGUUGAUUCAAUGACUACUGUGUUCCUUGCUGAGAUCGUCGGGGGUAAACGAGCCACCAAAACUUCGGGGAGCUCGACUACCAGUAUUGCAAUUAAUUGGCCAAGGGAGUUUGCUGGCGAAAUCCCUCUGGAAACCACUGAGAGCACCUCCGGCCUUUCAACCAACCUCAACGCUGCCUGGAUCCAAGUGGAUGUGCAGAUCUGUUCCACAGUGGACGUGAUGAACUGGACACUCUUCCUCCACGCACAUGGCGAUCUGUGGAACAUGUUGGGUGGCAUCAUCCGCCGCUUCGGGCUCACCAGCACUCCUAAGGGGUUUUUUCUACGUAUUGAGGAGGCAGAAAGAUACAGCAAGGAACAAAGUCGCGUCAAGCUGACCACUGACCCGAAUCAAGUGUUGCAAUACCUAGGUCUCGACCUUGAGCGCUACUGGCAACCGUUCACUACAUUGGAUCAGAUGAUGUCCUACGCAGCAACGUGCCGCUUCCACAACCCUAAUCGCUGGGAAGAGAAGAAACGAGAAGCCUUGAAAGCAAAUGACAGACAACGCGCAAACAAACGUCCUGCUUUUGCAUACUGGACCGACACCUUCCUCCCUGAACACGCCAACGAUGCACCCGGGGCCGCUGCACACCUGACGCGUGACGAAGUCGUCGAGGACGCCAAACGGUUUUUUGGCGAGGAGCUCUCAUCAAGCUUCAAUGAGAGAAAAGAAAUCCUCGUUCGCCAAACCGGAGUCAACGAACUGUGGGCUACCAUCAGGAAAUCAAUCACGGCGGAAGGAGCAAUAGUCACCUAUGCGAUGAAAGGUCUGAAAGCUGCAAUUGCAUCUCCUGACGGCGGUGACUUCGAUUUCGAAGGUGAUCUCGAUCUACAGGACCAGAUCUGUGGAGUCAGAAGUGCGUAUGCGAAGGGACACUUCGACGAGGUUCGAGAGUGGGGCGUCGCGAACUGGGAAGAUAUGGGCAAGAGGCAGGAAAGACUCGACAAGGCCAAGAGUCGUCAGAAUCUGUUGAAGAAGAUUCAACGAGAUGCCAUGCCUGUAGAGGAGGGCUGA
Exophiala aquamarina CBS 119918 is the source of this 1257-nucleotide messenger RNA. RefSeq lists its product as uncharacterized. The record is from RefSeq and is a predicted model, not a curated record. The coding region runs from base 1 to 1257 and encodes 418 amino acids. NCBI's taxonomy places the organism in Eukaryota, Fungi, Ascomycota, Eurotiomycetes, Chaetothyriales, Herpotrichiellaceae. The transcript has a single exon.